This is a messenger RNA of Sycon ciliatum, 1230 nucleotides long. RefSeq lists its product as uncharacterized. Lineage: Eukaryota; Metazoa; Porifera; Calcarea; Leucosolenida; Sycettidae. The transcript has 4 exons. The record is from RefSeq and is a predicted model, not a curated record. Bases 550 to 975 code for a protein of 141 amino acids.
CACCGCAUACAUCCAGGCAAGACGAUGUAGCGCAAUAUCUGUGUUGAACGGUUUUUGAUCCCUUCAUCAUGGAGAACAGUAUCCAUUCUUCAUCCGGUUUGCGAUCCUCUGCUCUGUGCUGCCAACGACGUCCACUUGUUGCUCACAUGUGUAGUGCUGCUGAGCGGGUUGUCACAUUCGGACAUACAUCGGCGAGUACCGUAAAAGCCCGUAAUAAGUAUGUCAAUGCACUUGCCAGCACUGCAACCCCUGUAUCUGCCUCUGGGCUAGGCAGUUGACCAUUGGCAUUGAUUGCACGGCCAGCAGCACCUCGGUGUCAAGACAUUGCAGAUGCAGUGAACUGACGGUGGCCAAGAACUCGAAAGCCCUUCUCUGAUAGACCCAUAACCCAUUGCUGAAGAGAUCUUUUACUCCAUCUCGCCCGACCUGGAGCGCCACUUUUUUGACGGUCGGCUCCCUGACUAGUUCGAAGGUAGUAGCUUCCAGCUCGAAGGACAACAGAAUGCUGUAGCGAGGAAGCAAGUGGCGCUCUGGGAGAAGAAAGCGGAGAUGGCCAAAGACCCGUCACUUCCUCCGGAGGUGAAGAAGUUCCUUGUUGACCGUGCGGACAAGUGUUUGUGUAUGCUGGCUGAAAGAAGAGAUACACUUGCCGUGGCAUCAUCGCCGUUCGGCACUAUCGAGCCGGCUGUGGGUCUGGCCGAGUUAUGGAAGCUGUGCUGCCAGUAUGUCGGUGCUGGGCAUUCGGAUGUGAUCCUGCGUGCUGCUCGGAUGUGCGACACUCUGCAGAGCGAAGAUGGGCUUGUUCGUGUUCUAAGUCACUUCUGUCAGGAGAAACAGUGUGGCACUUCUGAGCGGACAUUGAAGGUUUCCAUCAUGUCACCUCUUAUGGCAAGGGAAAGAUGCCAGCAGUACCCGCGUCCAUUGUGGUGCUUCCUGCUGCUCAAGCACUUCUUUAUCAUCAAGGGAAGGGCAUAGAUGUUAGCAAUCAAAUCGGUGCUUUGCCAGCUAUCGACUCGAGCGACUGGAGCUGGAUUGCUCCUGCGGUUUCUUCUCCUGCCAGCGUCCCGGCCAUACAACCUGCUGCUGCCAGCAUCUCGACGGCCAUGCUGCCUGCUCUAUCAGGCAUGGGUAUGCCACCAGCUAGCGGGGGUAUGCCACCAGCUAGCGGGGGUAUGCCACCAGCUAGCGGGGGUAUGCCACCAGCUAGCGGGGGUAUGCCACCAGCUAGCG